Perkinsus marinus ATCC 50983 is the source of this 522-nucleotide messenger RNA. RefSeq lists its product as hypothetical. The coding region runs from base 1 to 522 and encodes 173 amino acids. The transcript has 5 exons. The record is from RefSeq and is a predicted model, not a curated record. NCBI's taxonomy places the organism in Eukaryota, Perkinsozoa, Perkinsida, Perkinsidae.
AUGGACGCCUUUGGAAAAUGUUGGCAUCUCGCGGAAGAUCUGAUUGUCCCUAAGUUGGUUGAAGUGAAUACGGAGACGUCGUUGUGUCGGAAGGAUCCUUUCGUGGACCCCUCAGGUUACUAUACCGAUCCCUGCUGCAACGAGGCACUCUUCAAUGAAAAACCGUGCAGGCCUCAUCGGGCUCCUGGUACGGCAGCGACACUGUCGAAAGUCAACGCCUCCUUAGCCGCAUUAGCUUGUCUCAAGGACGACUCUGGAUCGGCCGAAUACGUCCGAAAGGCUCUACUGAGUGGCGGCGCAGUAGUCCAUAGACACUUGCUCUCGGGAAUUGGAGAAAAUUGCGAAAGCCAGAUGGCUAGAAGCCUCCUCGCUGAUGGUAGAGUUCCUAGUUCGAUCGAAACCUGUAUGGAGGACGUCUAUGGAGCAGAGUUUGAUGGAACUGGUCAGAUCGCGAAUGAGUCGCUGAAGGACGCGGUGUUGACGGCUAUCGAAGAAAUGCUAGGAGAAGCGACAUCUCUGUGA